UUUACUCCGCUAAUCACAACUUCUGGGAAAACCAUCUUCUGCCGAUGUUGAACACUUCUCGAGUCACCAGAAAACCACUUCCACUUCUGCUAAUGAGACACGGAUUCUUACAGUGGUGUGAAACUCAGAAAGACUGUGAACGACUACGACUUACUGACCUGCUUGUGAAGCCUAUGCAGCGUGUAACGAAGUACUCACUGUUGUUGAAAGCUAUUCAAAAGAAAACAGACAAUGAAGAUGAAUUAUCGGCAUUGCAGGAAAUGAAUGAAUGUGUGGAAAAUUUUGUAUGUGUUGUGGACUCUACUCUUCGACAACAUCACGAACGAGAAAGACUGGCUUCCAUCUUGAACAGGAUUGAAAGCUAUGACGCCAUUGAAAGCAACAAUGACGAACUUGAAAAGAUGAUGAAGGAAAAUGGUUACCUGACCCUUGACCUUACAUGCCCUAUGCCUGGAUGUGGAAACCAUCAGAUUAGACAGCUAUUACUUGAAGGUUCUGGUCUGAAGUUACGAGACUCUUCAUCAAGUAAGAUGGACGUUCACUGCUUUCUAUUUACGGACUUAUUCCUUAUUUGCAAGCCCGUGGGGAAGAAAGGAGACAAGGUUCGUAUCAUCCGACAGCCGUAUUUAGUGGACAAGUUCAAGAUGCAGGAACUUAAAGAUGGUGGGGGUUUCGUGGUAAUCUAUCUGAGUGAACUGCUUGUAGCCGUGGCUGCUUUCGUUCUUUAUACCUCAGAGUUCAAGAUAUGGAUGGACACCAUACGACGAGCACAGGAUUUGUACCAAGAAGCUAAACGGACAUCUAAGGAAAGAAGAGGAUUAGGUUUCUUGCAAGCAAGCUAUGAGGAAGAAGAAGAAUUUACUUCUACCAUCCGCCUCGAGCCCCGAUCUCUCCGUAGCUCAAGUCGAUCCAGCUUGGUCCACUCCCACAGUGGAUCCGUUGACAUGAGUGACUCCAUCUCCACCACAUCUGCAUAUGGUCUACAGAAUGUUAACCAAGCUCACAAUAAAGCAACAAGCUUUGAGUUAGGCGAUCUAAGAAAUUCAAGUGUUAGUAGCGAAGAAGGAGAAUGGGUUCGGGCUAGUAGUUUGGAUACCCGCAACGGUCCCAUCAGCGUGACAGUGACGUCACCGCGUCCAGAAAGAAGAGCAUUCUUUCUGCGAGGCGCUGGUUCAGGAUCAUCCACUCCCAAUACAUUGUCUGUGAAAUCUGCUUACCAUAUAGGUGAUUUAGGGGAACAGAGAGAGCAUGAAACGAUAUCUCCACCUCGUUCUAUACAGGUACCUGUGAUUUCUCCGUUAGCCAAGACUCUAUCCCCUUCACGACCUCCUGUCACUUCACCAACUUCUCCUCGUGUUUCACCUCGUCAUAGCCACUUCAGCCACAAGCCCCCACUUCUGAAAACCAAGAAUAUAUCAGGACUCACGACCCACAGCGCCCCACCCAGUCAGAGGCCCAGUCCUGUGCACAGUUUCGAGAGUGAUAACGUAGUCGGAUUGACCAGUUCCGGAAGGACUACUCCAGAUUCCGACGAUGAAGGGAGCAUGAAACUGCACGUGAAGAAGGUCGCACGUGCAAUUCAACGUUACAACGUAGCAGAUUGUGCGGAAAUGGGAGACUUGAGAGUCCACAAACGACUGUCAUGGAACCCUAAGCAACACGAAAGUUGCAGUCGGGGUCCGAUGGCAGAGAUUUCACGGGACAAGCUCCGUCAAAACAAGCAUAUCGAUAAGUGCCUCGGAUUCGAGUCAACGUAUAGCUCUAGUUAUAUAAACAGUGCAGAUUCAAUUCAGUUACGUGCACGGAAUACAGAACUGGACCCUCGUUUCGAGAGUUCCGAUUCAUCAGAGGAUCCACUAGCACGAGAAGGUUUUGAACAGACAGCCUUUACCGAUGGACAACGAGGGAACGAAUACCUACAGCUGCCCACGUUCUUGUUGGAGGGAGACAACAAUGAGGAUCGGCGAUGUGGGAGUGGGAUUUCAGCAGUGCAAGCCACCGUCAACGAAGGAUCUUCUCGAGAAAGGCUUUCCACAGAAGAAUUGCGAAAAAUGAAAGAGUUCCUGUUGAACAACUGGUCACUGAAGUCCUCAGAUGUUUGAGAAUAUUCAGAGCCAACUUUCAUUAAAGUUUAGUGGAAAUGACGUCACAUCAGUCGAUGCCACGGUAUUGGGUAUGAACGUAUUAAGGAAACGACGUCAGAUCAGUCCCUAUCACGGUAUUGGUUAAAAAGAAAUUUGUAGCCGAAAAUAUGGUGAAUGAUGUGUGAAACUGGCGUGACCUGAAACAGAAGUC
Messenger RNA from Limulus polyphemus (Atlantic horseshoe crab), 2295 nucleotides. RefSeq names its product pleckstrin homology domain-containing family G member 5-like. Lineage: Eukaryota; Metazoa; Arthropoda; Merostomata; Xiphosura; Limulidae. Gene Ontology annotation, cellular component: plasma membrane; endocytic vesicle; axon. The transcript is spliced from 9 exons. The record is from RefSeq and is a predicted model, not a curated record. Gene Ontology annotation, biological process: endothelial cell migration; Rho protein signal transduction. Gene Ontology annotation, molecular function: guanyl-nucleotide exchange factor activity. Bases 45 to 2102 code for a protein of 685 amino acids.